Molecule: messenger RNA, 901 nt
Organism: Neolamprologus brichardi
Lineage: Eukaryota; Metazoa; Chordata; Actinopteri; Cichliformes; Cichlidae
Source: RefSeq, a predicted model, not a curated record
AUGACAACAUGCGGACUUCAUCUGUCGCUCUGCUCCUCGAAACUGUCCAUCUGUCCUCCAGUCUCUCUGACCGUCAGUCCAAACCUUCAGCAAUUCUUCACAGCAGCCUCAGUGUCUCUGACAUGUGAAGGUCAGCUGGGCUCUGAUCAAUGGACGGUGAAGAGGGACACAGGAAGUGGGACUCAGUCAUGUGGAGUGGGUGGGCGGGGCUUCGGGAGGUUAAAUGGUUCAUCCUGUUUCUUUGAUGAGUUCAAGCCAAUCAGUGGAGUCUACUGGUGUGAAGGUGAAGCUGGAGAGAAGAGUGAAGAAGUCAACAUCACUGUAUCAGAUAAAGAAGUGAUCCUGGAGAUCCCUGCACUUCCUGUGAGGACAGGAAGCGAUGUCAUACUAUGCUGUAAGAAGAAAACUGGUGGCACAGUCGCAGCUUAUUUCUACGUUAAUGGACGUCCUGUAAGACCUAAAUCAGAGAAAAACAUCACAAUCAACGUGCAGCAGUCUGAUGAAGGUCUCUACUGGUGUUCUACUGAUGAGUUUGGAUCAUCUCCUCAGAGCUUUCUGAGGGUCAGAGAUGUCUCCCAUCCACCUUCUCCUUCUCUUCCUCCUCCUCGUCUCCAGCCCUUCGUCAUCCCAGUCAUAGCAGCUGUGGUUUUUCUGGUUCUUGUGUCUCUGGUCCUUGUGGUUCUGGUUCUGGUUCGGCUUCUUUGGAAGAAACACACAGUCCACAAUGAGGCUCCUUCAAAUGAGGUCAUCUACUCUGAGGUCACCAGUGGAGAGUCAUCCAAUAAGAUGCCAGUCGUCCAACCAGAAAUGGUUUACUCCACCCUGAGGACAAACACUACAGGAAGCUGAGGACAGACCUGCAGAGCUCCUGUGGACACGUUUCACUGUGUCGGUCUCACCG